UUGGGAUAAUUAGAGCGGAUGGACGCUUCCGCCUUGGCUGCACCCGUGCUGUCAAAGCGGGAGGAUGAUCAACCAGAAAUGUAGCAUUUUAUUACUGAAAGACAGAAGACGGAAGCGGAUUAUACAAUGUAUCUAUGUGGUGGGCUUCAUGGACUUGUUUGGGGUGAGCAUGAUCAUCCCACUACUGAGCCAUCAUGUGAAGGCUCUUGGAGCAAGUCCCACUGUGGCCGGUAUUGUAGGAUCUACAUAUGGGAUCUUGCAGCUUUUCUCGAGCACCGUAGUUGGCAGCUGGAGUGACGUAGUGGGACGCCGGUACUCUCUGCUGACCUGUCUACUGCUCAGUGCUCUAGGCUACAGCCUGCUAGGGAUGUCCACCAGCAUCGCUUUGUUUGUCCUUGCACGGAUACCUGUGGGGCUGUUCAAGCACUCACUCUCCAUCUGCAGAGCCCUGCUGUCUGAUCUGGUGUCUGAGUCAGAGCGCCCUCUGGUGAUGGGACACUUUAAUGCAGCCUCCAGCGUCGGCUUCAUCUUGGGUCCUGUGGUGGGUGGCUACCUGACUGAGCACGAAGGAGGCUUUUAUACGUCUUCUUUUACGUGUGCAGCCAUCUUCCUCAUUAAUGCUGGCUUGGUAUGGAUGUUACCAGGGUGUGAGACACUAGUUGACCGUAAUGACAGUGUCUGCAGAAACAACAUGAGUAAAGGUUAUCAUGAAAACCACUUUAGUAAAUCUGUACAGAACGGUUCUCAAGGAAGUAGCCACCACCCUUUGUUGACAGCAGACACCGAGCAAAAGUCCACAUCCCCUGGAAGGCAUCGUGGUGGUGUAAGUUGGAGGGAUGUGUCUUUGCUGCAGCCAGCCUGGAAACAGCUGUCCUCGGUGGGCUCCAAGAUCCACUUGGUGGCUUCAUCUGACAUGUGGGAUCUCUUCCUUGUGCGUCUUCUGAUGGCCAUAGCUAUCAUGCUCUACUACAGUAACUUUUCUCUGGCCAUGGAAGAGCGUUUCUCACUCAAGCCAAAAAUGACCGGUUAUCUGAUCAGCUAUAGCAGCACCCUAGGGGCCCUGGCUGGAUUCCUGGUGGGGCCAGUCACACAGCUGUAUAAGAACAACAUGCCUGCUUUGCUGCUUCAUUCCACAGUGCUCACCUGUUCACUUAUUUUCCUCUAUGCUGCUGCACCAAGUGUUUGGCAGGUGCUGCUCACCUCCACCUUCUUUGCCAUUUCUACCACUAUUGGACGGACGUGUAUCACAGAUCUGGAGCUACAGAGGGGAGGGGCCCAGGCGAGCGGGACUCUGAUUGGAGCCGGGCAGUCAGUUACAGCUGUGGGUCGAGUCCUGGCUCCUCUCCUGUCUGGUUUGGCGCAAGAGUUCAGCCCUUGCGGCCCCCCCAGUCUGGGAGUGGUGCUGGCUCUUGCAGCUGUGAGUUUAUUGCUCAUCAGAAUUCCCAAAUGGGAUGCGAGAGGGAUGACAAAAACAGCCAAACUCAGAAACUCAUACUAGCAGAAGCUCAUUAACUGAAUUUUGAAAUAUAAAAUCGCAGAGAAGUGCUCUUAUUUGCGAGAGGCCAGCUGGGACAAUGAACAGCAGGCUCCUCGUGGGAGCAGCGAAUCCCACUCAAACAUGUUAUUCUUUAACAGGAUGACACUACUGUUGAUGCGAUGGCUUCACAGGGUGAAAUAUUGUGACCUUCAAAUCACACCAGCACUGAAGUCCUUCUCUUGGGGAGCUGAAUCCAAAAAAAAAAUAAAAUAAAAAGUGCACUGUUGACAUGAAGACAGCUGCAAAAUGCUGAAAUUUGACAUCAGCCUUUGGGCACAACUACUGGAUUAUGAUUGUACUUUAUUAUUAAUGCAAUUCUGUAACCACUAUAAAUUCACUGACAUUGCUGAAUGCAGGUCUGUGAUGCACUAUAUGCCUGAAGAGGAGGAUUGGAGUAAUAAUUCAUUCAAUUUAGGAAAAAAGAUGACUAUCAAAAGGUAGGUUAUUCAAUUUUUGGUAUGAAGUUGAUUUUACACAUUUUACCUCAAUGGCUGUUUUUAUUAUUAUUUUAAUGCAAAGUAUCAGAAAUCUAAACUAAUGAUGUUCUUUGACUUUUUGAUUAUAUAUAUAGAGAGAGAGGUUAGUUUAUCUAAGAUUAUCUUAGAUGUUUAAAUGGGUAUUUGUUGUGCACUAUUUUUAAGUUAUUUUUAUAACAUUAUUCCAAACACUUGUUUAGUAACCCAAACAUCAGCUGAGGGGUGUACUGCGAAGUGAGAUUAAUGGCUUAGUGAGCAAUGUCAAGGUUAAAAUCACUUCGAUUGAAAAUGAUACAUUUUCACUAAUUCUUUUAUUUACAGCUUGCUUUAACUGUAGUAUAGAUUCUCUGCUGUGCAAAUAUGCUUUAUACAGUAUGUGCAAGUUGUUACUAAGGUUACACAUGAAGCCCAGCUGUAAAGUUACAGCAGUGCAAACUGUGCAUCGCAUUGUCACUGGAAUGUGCAUGUAUUCAUUAAAUAAUGGGGUUUAGGUUUUGUCCUUGCCAGUUUACUCAAAGAAAGCCUGGCUGUGUUGAACUUCAUCUCACACACACACACACAGACCAAAAGGAAUGUCUUUUACAUUUAUGCAAAAAUUCCAUAAAGUAUGUGCUACAUUAUGGCAGAAAAAUGUUACAAUGAAUAAACAGUUUGUACUUUUGA
Archocentrus centrarchus (flier cichlid) is the source of this 2676-nucleotide messenger RNA. It is a transcript of the gene slc67a2, whose product is annotated as major facilitator superfamily domain containing 9. Gene Ontology annotation, molecular function: transmembrane transporter activity. Gene Ontology annotation, biological process: transmembrane transport. Bases 65 to 1498 code for a protein of 477 amino acids. The transcript has 6 exons. Lineage: Eukaryota; Metazoa; Chordata; Actinopteri; Cichliformes; Cichlidae. The record is from RefSeq and is a predicted model, not a curated record.